Messenger RNA from Nasonia vitripennis (jewel wasp), 1670 nucleotides. Its product is annotated as cell division cycle-associated protein 7. The coding region runs from base 334 to 1257 and encodes 307 amino acids. The transcript has 3 exons. Gene Ontology annotation, biological process: regulation of DNA-templated transcription. Gene Ontology annotation, cellular component: nucleus. The record is from RefSeq and is a predicted model, not a curated record. NCBI's taxonomy places the organism in Eukaryota, Metazoa, Arthropoda, Insecta, Hymenoptera, Pteromalidae.
AUUAGGUGUUUGACUAAUCAGUUUGUAUAAAGGUGUGUAUUUAAUACUCUUAUAUCAAGUAAAUGCAAUUAAAAUGUUUUGUUCGGAUGAAAUCGUAGAUAUAGGAUUCGCUACAUAUCCUGGAUCAAACGAACAAUGCCAAUUCCUUUCGGAGCAAAAUUUUGGCGGGACAAGUACUGCAACACUCAGCAGAGGCGUCCAUGUGCACGGACGAACACUUAGCGUAUUCGCAAAUAUUUUGCGGUUUGUCCAAAGCAUUACCUGCUUUUAGCCUGAACUGUAAAUAUAUUUUUUUUUAAUUGUUGCUUGGGCUUUAAUAUUUAAUUUGAAAAGAUGAGUGACACCGAGGAUUACGAGGCGCUGAGACUGAAAAACAUUGCUGAACGAAAUGCAUUUUUGCAAGAUUUUUUAAAAGAUAUCAAAGAAGACACAGAAGAAAUAAAACAGUUGGAAAACACCAGAUUAAGCAUUGUGCAAAAAGAAAACCGGCCUCCAAGAACCCCAAGGUCUGUGACGAGAAGACGAAGAUCUUCUGCCAAUAAGUCUCCAACAUUUACAGGCCCAGUACGUUUGGAAUUUCGCAAAAAGUAUAACACUAGAAGUAAGAAGAGAAAAUUAGAGGAGGGUGAAAAUGAUGAAGAGGAUGACGAAUUGAAAAGUGACCAGGAUAUCAUUGUGCCUAAAAGUCGUUCAAACUUAAAAGUUAUGUUCCCUUGGUCUAGACCUCUUCAAAGGGAUCUUGAUUUGAUGAAAUUUGACUUUAGUGAAGAAGAGGACAAUGACAGUGAAGAGUCUGAUGAAGAAUUGUAUGCCCCUACCAAAAAGAAGCGAAUGCAAAGAGUGACUAAAUCUGCUUAUGAUCCAAGUGCAAUUCCUUCACCUGAUGAAAUUACUCCAAAGAUGUUAAAUAAUAUUGCACAAAAAGCUAGUGGCAAAGUAUAUGAUGCUGUAAAUGGUUCAUCUUGUCAUCAGUGCAGACAGAAAACAAAAGAUACUAAAACUGUAUGCAGAUCUGGCGAAUGCAUUGGAGUUAGAGGACAAUUUUGCGGACCUUGCUUGAGGGGAAGAUAUGGAGAAUCUGCUCUGGAAGCUUUACAAAAUCCUCAUUGGGCUUGUCCACCAUGUCGAGGUUUGUGCAACUGUAGUAUUUGUAGAACAAGAAAUGGUCAAAGACCCACUGGAAUAUUGGCACCGCUUGCAAAAGAAGAAGGAUUUGAGUCAGUUAAAGAUUAUCUGCAAGCUAAUGAUGAUGAUUGACAAGGUGCUAAAUUUAUUAUUUAUUUAUGUUAUGACAAAACGUAUAUUCAGGUUUAUAAUUUUGUUGAUGUCCAAGCAACUUUCUACUUACGAAAUUCAAUUUUAAUUGCAUUUUAGCCUUUUUUAAUGAAAUCAUUGUAAAUAUACGUGCUAGGUGAAAUCGACAUACCAGAAUGUGAUAUAUAUAUAUAGUUGUUAGUAGUUAAGUAUUCAAGUGUUAACAUGUUUGACAUUUUUCUUCUUUUUAUUACGCUCUUUAAUAAUGAGUUAUUGUAAAGUGAAUUCUUGAGUAGCACUCCAUUGUUACAUAUGAAAUAUGAAAUGUUUGUAUUGCAAAGACUAUAUUUAAGUAAUUUUACGUUUUUAUACUCCUUGACAAGCAGGUAUUGUAAUAAAAUAGUAUUAUUCUAAUU